Molecule: messenger RNA, 7714 nt
Organism: Chrysemys picta bellii (western painted turtle)
Lineage: Eukaryota; Metazoa; Chordata; Testudines; Emydidae
Source: RefSeq, a predicted model, not a curated record
AUGUUACGGGCGUCCUCAGAGCUCUUUCUCUUUCUCAAUAGGAAACCCCGAUUGACAAGAACUCAAAGUGCCUUUUCUCCGGUUGCUUUCAGCCCCCUCUUCACAGGUGAAACUGUGUCACUAGUGGAUGUGGACAUCUCCCAGCGAGGACUGACCUCGCCUCACCCUCCGACUCCUCCACCUCCACCACGGAGAAGCCUCAGCCUGCUAGAUGAUAUCAGUGGGACGCUGCCUACAUCUGUUCUAGUGGGUCCGAUGGGGUCUUCCCUGCAGUCUUUCCCUCUGCCUCCGCCUCCUCCACCCCAUGCCCCAGAUGCGUUUCCCCGGAUCGUCCCGUUCAGACCGUCCGAGGCAGUGAUCAGCCAGACCACCCAGCAUCUUCACUGUCCUCUCUACCGACCAGACUCGAGCAGCUUUGCAGCUAGCUUGCGAGAACUGGAAAAGUGUGGUUGGUAUUGGGGACCAAUGAACUGGGAAGACGCAGAAAUGAAGCUGAAGGGGAAGCCAGACGGAUCCUUCCUGGUCCGAGACAGUUCCGACCCUCGUUACAUCCUGAGCUUAAGCUUUCGAUCGCAGGGGAUCACCCAUCACACCAGAAUGGAGCACUACAGAGGAACCUUCAGUCUGUGGUGUCACCCCAAAUUUGAGGAUCGCUGCCAGUCUGUGGUGGAGUUUAUAAAGAGAGCGAUCAUGCACUCAAAAAAUGGGAAGUUCCUUUACUUCCUGCGAUCCAGGGUUCCAGGUCUCCCUCCAACGCCUGUCCAGCUCCUGUAUCCUGUCUCCAGGUUCAGCAACGUCAAAUCCCUCCAGCACCUUUGCCGCUUCCGGAUCAGGCAACUUGUCCGCAUAGACCACAUUCCAGAGCUCCCACUGCCCAAGCCGUUGAUCUCCUACAUCCGGAAGUUCUAUUACUACGACCCCCAAGAGGAGGUGUAUCUGUCGCUGAAGGAAGCUCAGCUGAUCUCAAAACAGAAGCAGGAGACUGAAUCCUUGACGUAGCGAGGCUGCCGCGCCCAUCUUGUCACGGUCACGGACGGAAUUUGCUUGCUGAGAUCCUGUAGCAAAGAGCCUAAGCAAAGCUACAGUAGAAAGGAGGCGCGGGAAGGGGGAAGCCUGCCUCUUUCCUCCUCUGAAGAGGCUUCCGGACUCCUAAGAAGCCCAGCAGAACGGAAAUUGGAGCUCUGGCUUGGGGAUGGAGCCUUUGACAGCAAGCGAACUGGAUCCCAGACUCGUCGCAGAACGGCGAAUGUCACGGCACUGGUUACGAUUUCAGUUUUUAUUUUUGAUGUUUCCGUUUCUCAGCAUGGGAAAUACUGUCUUUAAGAGCAGCUGGAUUUUAGUCCACCGCAGAUUCAAGGGUGAGGGAAGAGAGGGAUCUCGCAGCAAGAUCAUCCAAUCCAGCCAUCCUGGGAAAACUGCUCUUUGGCUACCAUCCAUGCGGCUGUGGCCAAAGAGCUGCGGGGAAGGAGACUGAGCCAGAUUCGUGUGCAGCUACGUAGAAUAAUUGUGGGUGGGGGGAGGGGAGGUGCUAGCGCUCUAAACAGUGCAGCUGCGUAGACCCUGUGCUUUCUAGGAGACGGUGCAAGAGCCCAACCUAGCCUGGAGUCGCCGAGUGGUCCUGUGCGCUUUCACAUCCUACCCAAGGAGGGGAACUGUGCGCGCUCCAUUCAAAUGUUCUGAAGCCUUCUGCCAGCGGACUAGCUUGUAGCAUUGAGGGGCAAGAGGCUAUCAGCCACCCAGCACAUGCCAGAAGAUGUAGCCCAAGAGUUUUUCGGGCUAAAGUCCUUUACAGUUCCUCCUGUGAUAGCUGUGGAAUCUGGCAAAGCUGUUGUGUCUAAAUUCCAGCAAUCCGUGAGCCAAGGGCAUUCCUGCCUCACUGAAGCCGUCUCAGCACUGCAGAGCCACAGGGAGUUUUGUUCAGGCCUCUGUGCUGGCUACUCCCAAAAGCUGUGAAUGAAAUGGCUUUUUCAUCAAAGGAGCCGUGUCGAAUCCUGACGACUAAUUGCGAAGGCUGUUGUGGGGCAUCUCUCCGACUCAACGGACGGGGAACCAAUUUUUGACCCUGACCGUGGGUUAGGUGGGAUGAUGCAGGAGAGAAGGAUGAUCCCAACAUACUUGGAGACGGCUUCCUGAUCUUCCUGUGAGGGUGAUGCUCUGUAUUUCUGGUGAUGAACUAGAACGUGAUCUGGGAGGAUUGCAGCCCAGAACAAUUCCUGCAGAUGGGGCCAGUAACAGGAGAGCUAAAAGAGUGUUGCUUCUACUGUAUUUGCCAUGUGGCUCUUAAAUUUUCCAUGGCUUACUGGGUUUGGCACUAGUAAUAGCUCUCUCAUCUCAAGGAGCCUGGUCUGCUGCUGUCUUCACAGCUACUAAGGAGUUGUUUUCAUAGCAAAAUGUAGUGUCUGCCCUUUGGUGGGGAUGAGGCCCUUCUAAGGAGGGAUCUCGCGUCCUGUAUAGUUAAACUAAAAAUUCCUCUCCGCGUGACUGCUGCCCACUCCCCUCCCAGCAGUGUGGUGGUCUGGAAGUUGUGAUGUUUGUGUCUGGCACUCGGGCUGCGGUCUUCUAACCUGGCAUCCUUUCGCUGAGGUCUGAGUGUCCCCUACGUUGGAUGUAGCAGUUCGUGAGAAUUUAGGAUUCGCACCGUUCCUUAAGGAAUGAUGUACAUAUUGAGGUUAGAGAGAGUAGCAUGAAAUCUGCCUCGCUCUCUGUAAAGAGUUCCUCUAGAGCAGGCUGGAGGCCAGGGCUCUUCCUUUCCUGUGUAAAUGAGAACAGCUUCACUUCCGGAUGAAACCACAACAAGGCUUAAGCAGUCUCUAGAAAUACCUCAUCUGAAAACAUUUGCUACUGAAUCUGCAUCCCGUUGGUGGUUACCUACGUGGGCAGGGGGUAGCAGAGAGGGAUGAAUACCCUCUUAGACUGGUCAUUUACAGUACGUCUACACUGCCUUUUCCGCUCUUCUCCCCCCCCCCCCAAAAAAAAACAAAAAACAACCAACCCAUGACUGCAAGUCUCGGCGCCUGGGUCAGGCUAUGGAGGCUAAAAAUAACAGUGUAGAUGUUCGUUCUUUGUGCUGGUGUUCAAGCCCCGAGACCCACCUCCCUGGCCAGGUUUCAGAGCCCAAGCGGGAACGUCUGUUGCUAUUUUUAGCCCCGUAACGCAAGGCAGAGCCAGUUGAUCUGGGCUCUGAGACGUGCUACUUUGGGUUUUAUUGCAGUGUAGACAAAGCUGUCGCAUGUCUUGUUCCCCUGUGAAAUCUGGGCUCUUUAGGUCCAUAGCACAACAUGACCCACCAGCGAGGCUCCAGAAGUUUAAUCUCUCUCAUAAACCCUACGUCCCCCCCCCACCAGCCGGAGAUUUGCAGUUCACAUAUAGUCAUGGGCCUGGUUAAGAUCAAGGAGCGCACAGCAAAUUGGGACGAAUGAUGCACAGCUUGAAAAUCCAGCCGUGCCGCUGGGGUGCACAAGACUGAUUUGCAUCUUCCUUUACAGUGGGAGGGGGCCUGGAUGUGACAGCAAUCCCUAGAUGCGUAGCCCCUCUAGCUUUGAUACAGCUCAUCCUAGCCAUGGAUUAAGAAUCCAAAUAUUCAACCUCCAGCGAAUUCAUACACUGGAAAAAAUCUGCUUCCCUGGAGUGACUGCAAAGGAGGAUCCGACACCUCCAAAAUGUCUGUAAACUUAUGUGCCGCUGCAGACUAACAGCUCAUUAACCUUCCCUCUAAUUGGACCGCUCUGAGAGGCACUGGAUUGGGAGAGCAAUGCAGAGUGUGAAGGGGCUGGCUGUUGGACUCCAAUGGUCCCUUGUUUUCCGCCAGCCAUGGGGAACAGCUGCAAUCAACAUGGGUCUGGGAGACUUGUGGAUCUGCUUGUAAAGAGAGUGGGGGGAGGACCUAUCCUCCUCUUCCCCCCCCCCCCUUAAAUUUGGAAGACGUCUGUGCUGUUUCUCACAUACCUCCCACCCAGUUCUUUCUGGAGCAGAUAAAGAGUCAAGCUGUCAAAUUGAUGCUGGAUUUGGAGAAGCAAGGUGGAGACUUAAAUAGGCAGGCUGGAAAAAGAAGAGGAAAUGUAUUUGGAAUGGCCAAACACUGAAAUAACCUGUAGAAUGAACUACUAUCCCUGAAUGGGGUUGCCUCGGGGGGGAAAUCUUUUUUUUUUGAGGGGGGCGGGAUAAAAACGCACAAAUCUACACCCCAGCAUUGGCUGGUUUAAAGAGAAAUGCUGAUCUCAACUAUUUGACCUCUUAAUUCUCUGGCAUGUUAAUUCUCCACUUCACUCUCCUUUUUUAAGCCCGAUGCAACUACUGAGGACUUGUUCCCGCUGAGCCAUGGAGUCCUAGGGCAGGUCAUAUACAUAAAACAUCCAGGAGCAGUCCAAGAAGCAGCGUGACUUUUUGAAAUGCUGUUGCAUCUGUAUUGGGUCUGCUGUAAGCAUCCUCGAAAAGGAAUUUCCCCCAUGGGCUGUUUGGCAAUUUCUGCUGGUACUUGAAACUUGAACGCUGCAGCGGGUGAGCGUUCUAGCCGGAUGGUGGUCGGCUAACAAGGGCUGUGGCUUGCAUCCUUGAGCUGCUGGUCAGAGAUGCUUUAUAUUCCUCUGCCUGGUGACCGGGAUUCCUUGGUAUGGAAUGGAAUGCUGUCCGCUACUGAGCAUAGGAGGUGCCGCUGUUCGGGGAAGCCUCAGUCUUACCAACAGGUAUCCCAAAAGCACCUUGCAAGAGUCGGAAGCUUAUCACAAUUUUACUAGCCUGUACCAUUUCCAUGGAGAAAUCUGUCCGCAAAUUACUCUGGGCAAGUAUAAUUUGUAAGGCUCAACUUUAGUUGCCUUCAACAAUAGGAAACUCCAGCAAACUGUUCCCACGGGCUUGCAGGGUUCUGCAUGCUAAUCUGUAAAUGGGCUAAUCUGAAGCAGGUCUCUUCUUACGCAAGAUCAUUUUAGUGAUCUGUGAAUGGAGGCAGGCGUAGCAGCAACACACUACGUGUAAGGGUGACAGGGUGCUACACACCUGUCCUAUAAAUUUACCCCCCCUCCGCAUUUCUCUGGCAUAGCCAAGCGAAGGGAGGCACACAUACUGCAUAACCAUUCUGCUGCCUCUUUAGUAUCGCUUGGAUAACAUUCCCGACACUCGUGCAGUAAAUAAGAACGCUUUUGAAAUCCAUGUUGAAAAGAAGUUUGUUCAUAUUGAAAGCACCUCUUAUCACUUCAGGGCUAGGUUUCUGAGCCGGUAGCUUUUCCUGCUGGAGGGAUGGGAACAUCAUGGACUCCUGAGGCAGCUGUAAAUGUUUUUUCCUGCUCCAAUUCAGAGACUAUCAAGGUCUGAGGGGAAUGGACAGAGCCAUCUCUCCAAGUGGGCACUGUUCUUCCUUACUGGAUGUAGCAGGCCUGUGGAUGGAGAUCUUAUAGGUGACCUGUCCCUAGUUCCCAUUUGGUCAGUGAUCCCUGUCCACAUGUAGGGAGGAACAUUUCACAUUUUUAUGAGACUAUUUUGUUUUCCUUGUAGGUUAGUGGGCUUAUCUAGAUUUAAAGGGACACGAUCAAUUUGAUUCUCUUAAAGUUACUUGAAGCGUUCUUUAGUGUCCUGAUCUCUGAUUCCUUUAAGAAAAAGUAAGUUUGAUAAGUUUAUAAAUAGGAUUAUAUGAUGGGUUUGCCUGCGCUAGCAGGGGACUGGAUGAGAUGACCCAAGGAGGCCCCUUAGAGUCCUGUAACCAUGGGGUUUUUCUGCUGCAGAUUAUUGGGGCCCUAUUUAGUAAGGGAGAAUUUGAUUAUUGAUGGGGCGAGGGAGAUGGACAGUGAAAUUGACUAAUACUAAAGUGCCGUCAAAUGCACAAAUUAAAGUUGAAAGAAAUCUCUUCCAUGAUCUUUUCACACGCAUGCUGAUCUUUGAUGAUGUAACUACAGCUGGUACAAAAUUUCCAGUCAAACAUAUUCAAGUUGACAAGGUGUCUUUAACGGUAGUUAGCUCAAACACCAAAUUUGUCCCGUUGCAUACGUCGCCAUCUUUCUGUUCACGGCAGCAGAGUCUAUAGGUAGUGAGACGACGUGACUUGCUCCUGGGGAGUAAACUUUUUUAAAUAAAAAAGGCAACUGUUUUUUGAGCAUCAGGUGCAAUUUACUUAUGAGAGUGUCCUGGUGUUAAAGCAGCUCUGAAUCUUUGGAGGAAGAGGGAAGAACAUAGUUGAUGUCCCCACUGGUGGUACGCUGCAGACAUUUUCACUAGUGAGACAUUAGUUUAGGAAGCCAGCUGUCAGCAGUAGGGUCAGCAGGGAGCUCAGGAUUUGACCUGUGAGGCUCCCAUACUUAAGUUGAAAACUAAGAGUGUAGAAAUUUUGAAGACCUCUUCUCUGAAGGGGAAACAGUGCAAGGAGGCGGAGCUCAAAAUCAAAUGGUGUUUCAAAUAUUUGGCUCAGUCUUCAAACUGUAAAUAACCAUCCCAUAUCCCUUUACAGUGAGUUCAGUACGCAAGAGCCCAAAUUGUCUCGUUCACAGCGUGACACUUCUGGCUAGGGCCUUCUCUAAAGGGCUCCCCAUGUUGCAUGCCGAGCCCAUUUCCCCACUCCUAGUUAUGACCUGGUGCCUGCCGUCAAAUGACACGGAGACAGCUCUUUUCUUCAGUGGCUUAAAGAGUUAAAGUGGUUGACUUAACCAAGCGAAUCUCAAGAGGCCCUGUAGUCCUGUUUACCCAGUCAGAGACUAAGCCCCCUCCAUCCAAAUGAAGUCAGUGGAAGCAGAGCGCUCAACAUCUUAGUGUUCAUUCCUCAUCAGGGGCUUGUGCUACUGGGCCCCUCUGGCAAUUGGGCUUGUACCUCUUUGGCAACACCAGCCAGGUAGGUGGUCGCGUAUCUUGUAGGAUAGACAAGUACAUAAGCUCAGUGUAGAGGCUUCCAACAGCUGUUUGUGGAUCUGAGCAGGGUGGUGGAAUUCUAGUGCAGGUGAUGGCCAGCGGUGGGAUUUUUCUAGCUCACGGUAGGGCCGGCAAUGAGGGAAUCCAGGCAGCAGAGUUCCCUAAACAUACAGGGUGUGGGAAAAAUUAGGUUGUGCCCUUUCUCGAUUCUUCAGAAUUUAUAAAUAAAGCCUCCAGUUUGGCUUGUAUCCUACCAUUAAAAUCACUGUCAGGUUUAGGCCUCCCUGUUGGAACACUCAUUGGAGGUCUCGGAUGUGCAUUCAGCUGUCUCAUCUUUCAGUUGAACUUUAAACCAAUGAAGCAUUUCAUAGGAGGCUUUUUUGAAAACACCCUGAAUAGAAAUCCCUUCCCUCUUUCAAUCAGGUGUCACUUGGCUGACCGCUGAUGCCACGUCUUCUAGGUAAAACAGGGUAGACCAGACCUGAAGUUCUAAUCUACAAAUUAGGGGCAGGUGAGUCCCAAGGGGAUAGCAUACUCUGCUAGGUGUUAAACCUGGGUUCUUUCUCUCUGCCACUGACUUGCCACGGUGAGACCUUGGUCACAUCUCUUAAACACUGUUUGAUUUCCCCAGUUGUAAAAUGGGGCGAAAGAUGCUUCCUUUUAAAGUGCUUUCAGAUGAAAAAUGCUAUAGGUGCUAAUCAAGAAAAAUGUGGGCAAACUCUUGUGCGCUCGCUAAAAAUGAAACAAAAAAAAAACUUCCACGCCUUAAUACAAAAAAGCAAAAAAAGGGGGCCCACCCCCUCUUUUUUUUUUUUUUUGCACGUCACUCUUUAAAACCAGUGACCAAUAAAACAAACACUGGAGUUGCAGCCUCCUAUCCUUUUUU